AAACCUAGGAAACUAAUUCAAAUCGAAAAAGAAACCGGCAGACAUCACCAGACACUUCCAAACUCUUCAAUCCCAACUCUCUAACUGAAAACCGAACACAAAGUCUAACAAACGAACCUCCGCUUGUCUGUGUCUAUCUCCAUCUAUACAUACAAACUCAGAUACAUGUCUUGUUAUUACAUACAACCUAGUAGUCUGUAAUAAUUAUCAGAUUUGUCAUUGGGAACUGGACCUGCAUUACUCAUGUUCUGAAGACCUUCAGUCCCGUGUUGCAUAAAGAUUGUGAAAUCAUAGCAAUCCUCUAGGUUUGCUGAUUCUUUGAUCUUCUUGUUGGAUGAUGACCUGAUUGUGCCUAGUUGCUGACGUCAAAACUAUACUCCAAAUAGUAAAAAUAAGUCACAAUCUCAACUGUUUCUCCCACUCUCUGUUUUCUUUUGGUUUCUAGUCGGUUACUGUGGUUAUUUUAUAGUUAUCUCUGGCAAUAGCAAUAUCUUAAGAUAUGUGUUUUUUCCAUAAUGGCUUUCAUGCCACACUCAUGGUAUUGCGGUAUUGACAUUUGUCCCCAUUGAGGUGGUGAGGUGUGUGUGUGGUAUGGAACAUCCGACUAAUUACAAUCAUGUUCCAUACAAUGACAUUGAUCCUGAGAAUAAAGCAUUUGAAACUUCGUCUCAGGGAUUUAUUAUGGACCCAACAGGUCAUGUAAAUUCCAAUUUGAGGCCUCCAGAGCUUGUACAUCAUUACUCUAUACAGACAGGCGAGGAGUUUGCUCUCGAAUUUAUGCGUGACAGGGUAAAUCCAAGGACACCAUUUGUUCCAUUAGCUGGUGGUGGUUCGGGUCUUACAACAGGCUAUUCAGAAGGCAUUAUAGGGAGUAGUCAUGUUGUUUCUGAAACGGGUUUGAGAGUAUCUGCACUAAACGUUGUAGAGCAGGGCUCCAAACACUUUGAACAUAGAAACUCUUCCUUUUAUGAACCAAGCAAUUAUGGAUCUGUGUCAUCAGUACCUCGUAAUCAUUCUGCUUACAGCGAUAACCUAAUUCCUCGUGAAUACGCCUCUUCCGGAACAUCUGACGACUCAUCCAAAAAGAUUAAGGUCCUCUGCAGCUUUGGUGGUAAGAUCCUGCCUCGUCCUAAAGAUGGAAAGCUCAGAUAUGUUGGGGGAGAAACACGCAUUAUACGUAUAAGCAAGGACAUCUCUUGGGAGGACAUAUGGCAGAAAACUAGAGCAGUCUAUAGGCAAACCCAUACCAUUAAGUAUCAGCUUCCUGGGGAGGAUCUUGAUGCUUUAGUUUCCGUAUCUUCAGAUGAGGAUUUACAAAAUAUGGUGGAGGAGUGUAAUGUUCUUGGAGAUGGGGAAGGGCUGAAGAAACUCAGAAUGUUUCUAUUUUCGAUGGAUGACUUAGAUGAUACUCAUUUUGGUCUGGCUAAUCCCAGUGGUGAUUCUGAAGUGCAAUAUGUAGUUGCUAUCAAUGGAAUGAGUUUUGGAUCAAGAAGGGACUUAUCAUUGGAUGGGAUAGCAAGCUCAUCGCCAUAUAAUUUUGACGAGACUGAUGGAUUGAAUGUUGAAAAGAAUACAGGUAGAGUUCCACACGAAUUUGAUGAAAAUAAUACUUCAUACUUUACAGACUUUGCCGCCUCACCAUUGGCAGCUGAAUCAUCUCACCCGCUUUCAUCGAUACCUUCCAAUAUUCAUGAAACUCACUCACGCACACAGUUUUCUCAAGGCCUGCUGAAACUUGGAGAAAAUGCGCCACACAACUUGCAGUAUGUUCACGAACAGCAUAGUUCUAAUUAUACACCCUCAGGAGAUAGUUCUGUUCUGCAUCCGUCUCAUGUUAGUGGGCUACCAGAGGGACAGAGUUCUAGUGGUGUAGGUUUACAAGAUGUUCAAGUACGAGGAAGAGGAGCAACAGUAAAAGGUGAUUAUCCAAGUCCACAAGACUACAAACAGUCAAAUGAUACAAGUGAUCCCGCAAAAGUACAACAGUCGAAUGAUAAAGAAUUGGGCACACCCAGUAUCACAGUCGCUCCUGAAGAAGCAAGCUCAGACUCCAAUCUUAUCGAUUUAAGCUAUUUGGAGCCUCCUGUACAGAGUCACUUCCGUUCUGAACGAUAUCCCCGAGAGCAGGCAGAGUCGCUAAAUAGGUUAACUAAGUCAGACGACUCCCUUGGCUCUCAGUUUCUUGUACCAAAUUCUGAUCUUGGUAAGGAUUCCAAGACAGAGUUUGUUGACAAUUCACCCGUCGAAAAUUUGGACUCCCAUACUGACCAGUCCCUUUCCAGAGCAAAGCUUACUGAUCCUAGAAUCAGUGAUAAUGCCCUUGCAAAAUCUCAAAGUUUAAAGGCUGCAGCACAGGAGCAUGCUAGUGAAAAUGAUGCUCUAAUUGAAAACGGAGUGCCUAAGGCUGGCUAUGAACCAAACUCCAUUAAUGAGAACAUAAAUGAUUCUCUAGUUAGUGAAAAUACAAAGGUUGACUGCCAUGAGGAUCCCCCAUCAAGUCACCCAGACUAUCCUUGGGCUGACCGGUCUAGAAGUGAUAUCUCUGCUUAUGAAACUUACGGUAAUUCAGGAGAACCCUCAGCUACUAUUUCCAUUCCUGAAAGGGGGGACAUCUCUAUUGAUAUAAAUGACCGAUUUCCUCGAGAUUUCCUUUCAGAUAUAUUCUCUAAAGCUAUGCUUUCUGAGGAUUCUUCUGGUACAGGUCCGCUGCAGAUAGAUGGGGCUCUGAGCCUGAACAUGCCAAACCAUGAGCCUGAACACUGGUCCUUCUUCCAGAAAUUAGCGCCAAAUGUGUUUGAUCAACACGAUGUUUCUCUUAUGGAUCAAGAUCAUCCUGAUUACUCGUCUAGACUCCCAAAAGUCAAAGAAGACUCUUCUAGAACUUACAAAAAUAUCCUUUUAGCAAAUAGUCAAAUCCCUUCAAGCCAAAUAAAUUCGCAAAAUAAUUUUGGUGAAGAUGAUCAUAAAGAGUUACCUGACUCAGUUGUUGAUUCAACCACCGAUUUUCAUUCGGAUUACAAUCCUUCACCGUUCACACACAGUGAAGCUAUGCAGUUUGAUGACAUGGCGGAAGACGGAAUAAUGCAAGACUCUGAGUAUGAGGGUGGGAGCAGGAAAGCUGGGUUACCUCCCAUAGAUCCUUCUCUGGGUGAUUUCGAUAUCAGUUCUUUGCAGAUAAUAAAAAAUGAAGACCUUGAGGAACUAAGGGAACUUGGUGCUGGCACAUUUGGAACAGUAUAUCAUGGAAAAUGGAGAGGAACAGAUGUUGCAAUAAAAAGAAUAAAGAAGAGUUGCUUUGCAGGUCGAUCAUCAGAGCAAGAAAGAUUGACCAUGGAGUUCUGGGGGGAAGCUGAAAUUUUGUCAAAACUUCAUCAUCCAAAUGUGGUCGCAUUUUACGGUGUGGUGCAAGAUGGGCCAGGGGGGACAUUAGCUACUGUGGGAGAGUACAUGAUUGAUGGUUCUCUAAGGCAUGUUUUACUUCGUAAAGACAGGCAUCUUGAUCAUCGAAGGAAACUCAUCAUUGCCAUGGAUGCAGCCUUUGGAAUGGAGUACUUGCAUUCAAAAAAUAUUGUGCAUUUUGAUUUGAAAUGUGACAAUUUACUGGUCAACUUGAUAGACCCUUCCCGGCCCAUUUGCAAGGUAGCUGAUUUUGGCUUGUCAAAAAUUAAGCGAAAUACCUUGGUCUCCGGGGGAGUACGGGGGACCCUCCCUUGGAUGGCCCCAGAGCUGCUCAAUGGGGGUAGCAAUAAAGUUUCUGAAAAGGUCGAUGUUUUCUCCUUUGGUAUUGUCUUAUGGGAGAUUCUUACCUGCGAGGAGCCUUAUGCUAACAUGCACUACGGUGCAAUCAUAGGAGGAAUUGUGAAUAACACUCUUAGACCAGCUAUCCCAAGCAAUUGUGAUCCUGAAUGGAGAAGGCUCAUGGAGCACUGUUGGUCUCCAAAUCCUGUGGUCAGGCCAUCUUUUACUGAAAUCACCAAUCGUCUACGUGUGAUGACUAAAGCUUGUCAAACAAGAGGACAGGUUCACAAGGCAUCUAAUUAGUGAACUGAUUUAUUUUAUUCAUGUUUUUUAACGAAAAUUAUUGCGAUAUUUUAUUAAUUCAAGGUACUAAUGCAAUGAAUGCGAACUAUAUUCCGAUCAGGGGGUUUCAAGAUUUCCUUUGAAACUAAACUCUGUUUUGAUGAA
This is a messenger RNA of Daucus carota subsp. sativus, 4185 nucleotides long. RefSeq lists its product as uncharacterized. The transcript is spliced from 9 exons. Lineage: Eukaryota; Viridiplantae; Streptophyta; Magnoliopsida; Apiales; Apiaceae. Gene Ontology annotation, molecular function: protein binding; ATP binding; protein kinase activity. The record is from RefSeq and is a predicted model, not a curated record. Bases 592 to 4041 code for a protein of 1149 amino acids. Gene Ontology annotation, biological process: signal transduction; protein phosphorylation. Gene Ontology annotation, cellular component: cytoplasm.